This is a messenger RNA of Lingula anatina, 913 nucleotides long. RefSeq lists its product as uncharacterized. The record is from RefSeq and is a predicted model, not a curated record. Gene Ontology annotation, molecular function: RNA binding. Lineage: Eukaryota; Metazoa; Brachiopoda; Lingulata; Lingulida; Lingulidae. Gene Ontology annotation, cellular component: U2 snRNP; U2-type spliceosomal complex. Gene Ontology annotation, biological process: mRNA splicing, via spliceosome.
UUUCAUAUCGACAACCGUUUACUGGUACUUAACCGAUGAACCAACAACGCUCGCAGGUUUGUCGGAGAGCGACUAGGGAAAGGGCAAUAAUAUAAUGGAAGAUCCAGAAGAAAUAGAUUUUGAUGAACAGUUACGCCAGGAAGAAUAUGUCAAGAAAAAAGAAGAAGACUUUAUAGCUAAAGAACAGACAUACACAGACAAGGAUGGCACUGUAUUUGAAUGGGAUGAAGACAAGAAAGCUUGGUUUCCAAAAAUUGAUGAUGACUUCUUAGCACAGUACCAGAUGAACUAUGGAGUUUCAUCAGACAAAGAUGGUUCUUCUGAUGCAACGAAUGUGUCAUCGGCUGAAGCUAGUACUGCCCCAUCAUGGGACACUAAAAACCCACCAGACCCUAAUGACCCCAACUAUCAGUACUGGUACUGGUACCAUUAUUAUCCCACAGUGACCCAAAAAGGGACAUGUGGUGAAUCAGGUGCUGAGCAAAAAACAAGAGAUCCUGAAAUUUCAUUGAAGUCUGACACAAAUGACCAAGCCCAAGGGGAGGUAGAGAAAUCAGAACAAAAAAGCGGAGCUGAUGGUGCAUCAACAAACAGUCAAAUUCCAGAUCCCAGUGAUCCCAAUUAUGCAUAUUGGUAUUAUUAUUACUAUGGACAUCCGGGUCAGACAGAAGGGAAGACAAAAAAAUCUGCAAAAAGUGAUGAUAAGGAUUGGGCAGAUGCACACUCACGUCUAGACUAUUAUGAUAACCACUUUGCUAACUACAGUGGUGCUCAAGGUGAUGGAGAGAAUAAGGACAGCACUGGAGAUGACUCUGGCCAAGACAAGGGGAAGGGAAAGAAAGGGGAGAAGAGGAAAGCACCAGCUCAUCAUGAACCACCAAGUGAGUUAUCUAAAACUUAUUUGAAUUUAUAA